GACAAACACAUGAAGACAGAGAAUUUCUCUGCCGUGACUGAAUUCUUUCUGGUGGGGCUUUCCAGAUACCCAGAGCUCCGACUUUCUUUGUUCAUGCUCUGCCUCAUCAUGUACCUGAUAAUCCUUCUGGGAAAUAGCCUCCUCAUUAUCGUCAGCAUACUGGAUUCUCGCCUCCACACCCCUAUGUACUUCUUUCUUGGAAACCUCUCAUUCUUGGACAUCUGUUACACUUCCUCUUUCAUUCCACCAAUGCUCAUCAUAUUUAGGUCUGAGAGAAAAUCUAUCUCCUUUCUUGGCUGUGCUCUACAGAUGGUUAUCUCCCUUGGCUUGGGUUGCACUGAAUGUGUUCUCCUUGCUGUAAUGGCCUAUGACCGGUAUGUGGCCAUCUGCAAUCCACUGAGGUAUCCCAUCAUCAUGAACAGGGUACGAAAUGUGCACAUGGCCGCGUGGUCCUGGAUUACAGGCUAUAUGAUCUCCCUGGUGCAAACAACCAUGGCAAUGGUAUUGCCUUUCUGUGGGAAUAAUGUCAUUGACCAUCUUACCUGUGAAUUGCUGGCUAUUCUUAAACUCAUAUGCUCAGAUAUCACCAUUAAUGUGCUUAUCAUGAGAGUGGGAGGUAUCAUUAUACUGAUUAUUCCUCUACUAUCAAUUUCAAAUUAG
This is a messenger RNA of Tupaia belangeri chinensis (Chinese tree shrew), 660 nucleotides long. RefSeq names its product olfactory receptor 13D1-like. The record is from RefSeq and is a predicted model, not a curated record. Gene Ontology annotation, biological process: G protein-coupled receptor signaling pathway. Gene Ontology annotation, cellular component: membrane. Bases 10 to 660 code for a protein of 216 amino acids. The transcript has a single exon. NCBI's taxonomy places the organism in Eukaryota, Metazoa, Chordata, Mammalia, Scandentia, Tupaiidae. Gene Ontology annotation, molecular function: olfactory receptor activity; G protein-coupled receptor activity.